Molecule: messenger RNA, 3540 nt
Organism: Arabidopsis lyrata subsp. lyrata
Lineage: Eukaryota; Viridiplantae; Streptophyta; Magnoliopsida; Brassicales; Brassicaceae
Product: receptor-like protein 12
Exons: 2
Coding region: 288-3383 (1031 amino acids)
Molecular function (GO): protein binding
Source: RefSeq, a predicted model, not a curated record
AAAGUUUCAAAAUUGUCACCUACGUUUGUUUUGGGUUAGAAUUUAUUAAUUUAAUAGAGGACGACUUGUACCUAAAUUUGGUGUUAAUAUAUCUUGAAUCUGAUCACUGGCAUAUUGAUGUGAGACGUGACUUUUGAUCCACGGAAAAAAAGACAAUCUCAUGGAAAGUAAUAAUUAAACUUUUGAUCCACGGCAAGACGAAUGAUCUUAGGUUUCUAUAUAUAUACACAUGCAGAGACUAGAGAUCAGUAGAUGCUUAAUGCUUUGCCUUGACAAACAUCCAGAAAAUGAGCUUUCUACUUCGUUCAAUCUGUUUUCUUAUUGUCGUUUCUAAUUUUGUACACACGUUGGCUUCACUUACACGGCAUCUAUGUCGUCCUGAUCAAAGGAAUGCCCUUCUUGAAUUCAAGAGCGAAUUUACGAGAUCAUGUGAUUAUACUACUUCUUUUCCGAAGACAGAAUCAUGGACAAACAAGAGUGACUGCUGUUAUUGGGAUGGUAUCACGUGUGAGGCCAAGUCCGGCGAAGUGAUCGAGCUAGAUCUAAGUUGUAGCUGCUUCCAAGGCCAACUCAAUUUCAAAAGUAGUCUUUUUAAGCUGCAAAAACUUCGUGUCCUCAAUCUUGCUUACAACGAAUUCAGCUCUUCUGUGAUACCGACUCAGUUAGGUACACUCUUGGAGUUAACACGACUCAACCUCUCUAACUCUUGGUUAUCGGGUCGAAUUCCAGCAGAGCUUCUUCAUUUAACCAAGUUGGUGUCUCUUGAUCUUUAUUCCAAUUCUUUAUCAGCUGAAAAGUCAUUUCUUAGCAAACUUGUCCAGAAUUUGACAAACCUCGAAGAGCUUAACCUAGGUCUUGUUGACAUUUCUUCAGAAAUUCCCCAAAAUAUUUCAAAACUAUCCUCUCUCAAAUCACUCUCCCUUAAAUUUUGUGACUUGUUUGGUAAAUUUCCAAGAAAUCUUUUGAUUCCUACUUUACAAUCCAUCGAUUUGUACGGAAAUCAAAAUAUGGAGGGCUCUCUUCCAGAUUUUAGUGGAAAUAACUCUCUUGUCUUGUUGGACCUCUCUUUUACAUCCCUUUCAGGUAACAUACCUGACUCCAUCAACAACCUCAAACAUCUAAAUUCCUUGACACUUUGCAGUUGUGAUUUCUCCGGAAGGAUUCCAUCUUCACUUGGAAACCUUUCUAAUCUAUCCGCUCUCGACCUUUCAAAUAAUCAUUUCUAUGGUCGGAUCCCUUUUUUAGUUGGAAACCUUUUCCAUCUCACCCAUCUGGACCUUUCUUCCAAUAGAUUUGAUGGCCAAAUUCCAUCUUCAUUUGUCAAUCUUAAGCAACUAACUAGCUUAAGGUUUGAUUCCAAUAAGAUUAGUGGUAGUUUCCCCCUUUCACUACUCAAUCUUACAAAGUUAUCAGCUUUAUCCCUCACCAAAAAUCAUUUCAGCGGUAUACUUCCUCCAAACAUAAGUGCACUCUCCAAUUUGAAGACUUUUGAGGCAAGUCACAACACUUUCAGUGGAACUCUCCCUUCUGAUCUCUUCACCAUUCCUUCUUUGACCUUUAUUGAUUUGAGAGAUAAUCAACUCAACGACAUUUUUGAAUUUGGGAAUAGUUCUUCACCAUCUAAACUAGGAAGGUUAUUGCUUGGUCAUAACCAUUUCAGGGGAUCAAUCCCAAUAUCCAUUUCAAAACUAGUCAAUCUUGUCGACCUUGAUCUUUCCUAUUUCAACACGGGGAUGGUAGUCGACUUUGGUAUCUUCUCGCAACUCAAGGGGCUCAUGAAUCUUGACAUAAGUUAUUUGAACACCACCAACACUGUUGAUUUAAGUAUCAUAUUCUCACAUCUCAAGAACCUAUCUAGAUUGGAUCUAUCGGGGGAGCACGCCUCAACUUCAAAGAUGGGUUCAGUUUCCAAUCUACCAUCACACUUGGUUCGGUUGUACUUGUCAGGCUGUGGUAUCACAGAGUUUCCAAAAUUUAUAAGAAACCUACAACAGAUUUCUGACUUAGACCUCUCCAACAACAACAUCAAAGGUCAAGUGCCGCAAUGGGUAUGGAAACUACCAAUGUUGAUGAUCUUAAAUCUUUCCAGCAAUUCUUUUACUGGUCUCGAAAGAUCCUCAAAUGAUUCCUCAAGCGCAGAGAUUCUUAUGUUAGAUCUGAGUUCAAACUCGUUCCAAGGACCGUUAGUUAUCCCACCACUCUCUUCUACGGAAGCCUUGUUAGUCUCCAAAAACAACUUCACUGGAAAGAUCCCCCGAUCCAUAUGUCAGCUAAACUUUCUACAAACCCUUGAUUUAUCGAAUAACAACUUCACCGGCUCAAUUCCCCGGUGUUUAAGGAGUCUGAAUAAUUACCUUUCGGUACUUAACCUUCGAUAUAAUCAACUUAGAGGAAAUAUUCCAGAAAUAUUUACCAAUGCUACCGAGUUAAAUUCACUUGACGUCAGCCACAACAAAUUGGUGGGGAAACUUCCAAGGUCUUUAAAAAGCUGCUCUGGCCUAGGAGUUCUCAACGUGGGGAGUAACAGAAUGGACGACGCUUUUCCAUUCUGGUUGAAUUCUUUGCCUGAACUAAAAGUACUUGUACUCCGCAACAACAAAUUCAACGGACUCUUAUACCGUCAUCAUUAUCACUCUUUUGGGUUUCCCAAGCUACAAAUCGUUGACAUAUCCAACAAUCUCUUCACCGGGAACUUGCCAUCAUAUUACUUUGCAGGUUGGAACAUGACAACGAGUAAAGAUUUUUCAGGAUUUGACUACAUUGGAGAUGGAAGCUAUUACCAUGAUUCGAUGGUCUUGACGAGUAAAGGAGUAGAGAUGAAACUCGAACGGAUUUUUACACUCCUAACAGCCAUUGAUUUUUCUGAAAAUAGACUCCAAGGAAAGAUCCCUGAAUCUAUUGGUCUACUUAAGGAUCUUAUUGUGCUCAAUUUUUCAAGAAACAGUUUCAAUGACAGCAUCCCUUCAUCUUUGGCGAAUCUAACACAGCUCGAGUCUCUAGACUUAUCGCAUAACAAGCUUUCAGGUCAAAUUCCACCUUCUCUUGGGGACCUCACUAGUCUCUCCAACAUUACCAUGUCUCACAACAAGCUUGUCGGUCCAAUACCGCAAACUGCACAGUUUCAGACGCAGUUUGCUUCGUCUUUUGAAGAAAACCUUGGACUAUGUGGUCUUCCUCUUGACAAGAACUGCGGAGACGUGGACACCAAGAAAUCAAAAGAGCCAGAAGCAGAGGAAGAAGAAGAAGAUAGAGUUUUGAGCUGGACUGCAGCUGCCACUGGCUUUGCACCUGGAUUCAUUCUAGGAUUGACCAUUGGGUACAUCGUGAUUGCACUCAAGCCUCAAUGUUUCGUGAAGAAACAUAGACGCAGCGGAGCACGUUAGGUCAUUUCGCUUUUGAGAGAAGUUACGUAAUAUAAACCGUAGAUGGGAAGGAGGACGAAGAACAGAACAGCAGUUUGGUUUUAAGUGUUUGUGCUUUUGUGUUUUGAAAUCAGGCCCAACCAAAUUUUGUUUGCUAUCUAUAACUUUUUUUUUUGUA